This is a messenger RNA of Beauveria bassiana ARSEF 2860, 1431 nucleotides long. RefSeq names its product putative histidine acid phosphatase. The coding region runs from base 1 to 1431 and encodes 476 amino acids. Gene Ontology annotation, biological process: dephosphorylation. Gene Ontology annotation, molecular function: phosphatase activity. Lineage: Eukaryota; Fungi; Ascomycota; Sordariomycetes; Hypocreales; Cordycipitaceae. The transcript is spliced from 2 exons. The record is from RefSeq and is a predicted model, not a curated record.
AUGCACUCCAAGCUUCUCCUCUCGGCCCUCGCCGCCGCCGGCCCUGCUGCCGUCUCCGCCGAGACUGUCCUGGGCGUCUACGUCUUCCAUCGCCACGGCGACCGCACCACCAAAUCCUAUCCGCCCACGAGUCUGACCGCUCUCGGCGCCGACCAGGUCCACGACUCGGGCACUUUUUACCGCAACCGCUACGUCGCCAAGGACGGCUCCGAUCACAUCUCCACCCUCUCCCAAGACGCCGUCGUCCUCUCCCAGCUCAGCAUCACCUCCCCCAAGGAUGGCGUCCUCCACAACUCGGCCACCACCUUCCUCCAGGGCCUCUACCCGCCUCGCGGCGAUGCUGGUAACGAGACUCUCGCCAACGGCAAGUCGGUUCAGGCCCCUCUUGGCGGCUACCAGUACAUUCCCGUCGAUGCCGUCUCAGAGGCCGCCACCAUUGAAAAGGCCGAGAGCAACGCCUGGCUCCAGGGCAACACGGGAUGUACCAACGCCGAGGUCAGCUCCAAGAGCUACUUCAACUCGGCCGACUUUCACAAAACCUCGGCCGAUUCCGACGACUUCUACCAAAGCCUGAUGCCCGUCAUCAACUCGACUUUUUCCUCCACAGAGGCCACUUUCAAAAAUGCUUACACCGUUUUUGACUACAUCAACGUCGCCUCCAUUCACAACCAGACUAUUCCCUCUGGCCAUCUCGUCAAGCCCGCCAUGCCCCGUCUGCUCAGCCUCGCCUCCAUCCACGAGUGGAACCUGGCCUACAACAGCUCCGAGCCCGUCCGGGCCAUUGCCGGCUCCGUCCUCGCCGGCCAGGUCCUUGGCGCCCUCGACGCCCUCGCCAAGGGCACCAAGGGCGCACCCACCUUUAACGCCCAGUUUGGCGCCUACGGCACCUUUAUGGCCUUUUUCGGUCUCGCCCAGUUGCCCGCCGCCAGCUCCAAUUUUUACGGCAUCUGUGACUACGCCUCGUCCAUGGCAUUUGAGCUCGUCACCAAUGCUACCGCCGGCUCCGACGGCAAGUACAACCCCGAUGACCUCUCCGUCCGCUUCUUCUUCGCCAAUGGCACCGCCACCGGUUCCUCCUUCAAGCAGUGGCCCCUGUUUGCCCAGAAAGAGACUACCCUCCCCUGGUCCGCCUUCAAGGAUGGCAUGAACAACUUUGCCAUCCAGGACAAUGCCCACUGGUGCAACACCUGCGGCAGCACUUCGGGCAAGUGCGCUGCCAACGGCACCUCAUCCGACGGCGGUUCUGCCUCUACCCACUCUUCCGGCUCCGGCGGCGUAUCCCGCGCUGUUGCCGGUGUCAUCGGCGCCCUUGUCACCCUCGCCGUCGUCCUUGGUGUCCAGGCUGCCAUAAUGCUCAUUGGCGGCUUCCGUCUCAUGAGAAAGUCUUCUCUCCGCUCGCAGCGCAGCGCGGAGGCUGGCAUCAAGGCUUAA